Ogataea angusta is the source of this 2229-nucleotide messenger RNA. RefSeq lists its product as uncharacterized. The transcript has a single exon. The coding region runs from base 1 to 2229 and encodes 742 amino acids. Gene Ontology annotation, molecular function: U3 snoRNA binding; rRNA binding. NCBI's taxonomy places the organism in Eukaryota, Fungi, Ascomycota, Pichiomycetes, Pichiales, Pichiaceae. Gene Ontology annotation, biological process: maturation of SSU-rRNA from tricistronic rRNA transcript (SSU-rRNA, 5.8S rRNA, LSU-rRNA). Gene Ontology annotation, cellular component: small-subunit processome; nucleolus. The record is from RefSeq and is a predicted model, not a curated record.
AUGCCAUCUAAAUUGGCUAGACCAGAGAAAAGACAGAACCAAGGGCAUGUUUCUACCCGUUCGAAUAAGAAGAAGUUCAAAAGUGGAAGAAAGGAACUUCGGGAAGUUCACAAAGGGAGAAAUAGUCAUAUAAAACCCAAAGAAAAUCCGCAAGAAGUAGACCAAAAUGAUGAAGCUAAUGGGGAGGAAAUCCAAGAAGACAAUGUUGCUCAAAAACCAGAUAUUGGGGCAUAUAGUGCCCUUAUCACACUCCUCAAAAGCGAUCACCCGGAAGUUAUGAAGAGGAAAUCAAAAAUUAAGGUAGCACAAGAUGAGGAGGUCAAGAGUGAAGAGAUCCUUGAUUAUGAGGCGGAAGAAGAGGAUGAUGAUUACGGGGAAGAAGAAAAUGAGGAACUAGCGGACGAUGACAAGGAACAGGAUAAUGAGGAUGUGCACAAUAGAUUUGAUGCAUUCAACAGACAUUUUAAUGAUGAAGACAAGAUAGAGAAGGAAAUCGACAACUACAUGAAAAGCCAGCCCAAGAUCAAAUUGGUCGAAAGACAACAACUAGGGAAGUCUAUCAAACUUGAUUACAGGUAUAUUGAGACAAAGGGAAGUGCUCCAAAGAACAUUAUGAAUAAACUCAAGUACCAUAACGUCAAGCAAAAACUUCAGAACGAAUUCAUGGACAGGAACCCGACAAAUUUGGAAUCAGAACUCUUGGAAUCAUUGCUGAAUUACCAGAAUGUCAACUUUCAGCUACUAGGCAUGCCAGAUGUCGUGACCACCAGGUAUCAGGAAUACUACCUACUCCAUUGUUUGAACCAUAUAUACAAGACGAGGGAUAGAGUGCUGAACAACAAUGAGAAAAAGGCCCAGGUACAAAGGCAGAUUGAAGAAGGAAAAUUAAACCCUGCAGAGGAACCCGAAUUUAGGGAUCAAGGAUACACGCGUCCUAAAGUUUUGAUUCUGCUUCCUACGCGAAACUUCGCGUGGGAAGUUGUAAACAAAUUGAUCGAUCUCAUUUCUCCAAAUACUGUGGAAUACAAAACCAGAUUCAAGGAACAAUACUAUGAUGCGUUCGAUGUCAAUGAUCUCAAUCCAAAAAAGCCUGUGGAGUUCAAACAAUUUUUCAAAGGUAACUCCAACGACUUCUUUUGCCUUGGAAUAAAAUUCACAAGGAAGACGCUUAAGCUGUUUGCCAGAUUUGAUCAGUCUGACGUGAUUGUUGCUUCCCCACUAGGGUUGAGAAUGACGUUGGAGAAAACGAAAAAACCAUUUUUGAGCUCCAUAGAAAUUACUGUGCUUGAUAAAGCUGAAGGUUUGCUAAUGCAGAAUUGGGAUCAUGUGAACGAAGUUAUGUCCAAAAGUCUCAACGCUCCACCAAAAGAUUUUGACGACCUGAAAGUUGAUUUCAGUCGUAUCAGGAUGUGGGCAAUCAACGAUCACUACAAGUAUGUUGCACAGGUGAUAGGGUUUACGAAAUACUCAUUCCCAGAGCUUAACAAUGUUACGAUGAAUAAUCCCAAAAUAUCAGUGAACCUGCUGGGGGGAACAGCGGUUUUCAAGGCUAUCUGUGGUGAAAAUGAUAGUGAACUUGCCAACCUGAAAUACCAGCUAACAAGAGUUGGAAUAAUCAAUAGUCAGACCAGGCUGAAGCAAGUUUACAUGAGGUUUGAGGCAGAUUCACAAUUAGACGAACCGGAUAAACGAUUUGCAUUUUUCAAGAAUGUGUUACUUCCACAAAUCCAGCACAAAGUGUCGUAUGAAAAUGGCACAUUGAUAUAUUUUCCAUCAUACAUCGACUACAUUCGCGUGAAAAACUACCUCGAAAAGGAAACGAGCGUUGCCUUUGUUGCCAUAGACGAGUACUCGUCUCAGUCCUUAUUGACUCGAAAUCGUGCUCUAUUCAUGAAGGGUCAAAGUGAUGCCAAAAUAAUGCUGUACACGGAGAGGUUGCAUUUUUACAAACGUUACGAUAUCAAAGGUGUGCGUAACGUCAUAUUCUAUGGUAUUCCUACAGAUCCAAGUUUCUACUCCGAGGUGCUGAAAUUUAUUGUCGAUAAUAAAAUUCGCCUGGACAUGGCUAACAGCAAUUCGGAUAAUUCUGGCGAUGUACUCGACUUGAAUUUGUGUAUGGUGAGAGCGAUGUUUAGCAAGUUGGAUUUGAUGAAAUUGGAAAAAAUCGUGGGAACGAAGAAUUCUCGGGUUCUCGCCCUAGGAGACAACGAAAUGAAUGAGUUCCACUGA